CAGAGGCUGAGAGAAGUCACAUGGCAGGUUCCCUUCUCACACUCCUGCUGAUCCUACUGUUGUCCUUAUCCCUGGGAUCUGCAAAAAAAGCCCAGGAUACCGGGGAAAGGAUUAUUAAUGGAGGUCCAUGUCCAAAGGGCUCCCGUCCCUGGCAGGUGGCCCUGCUCAGCGGCAGUCAGCUCCACUGUGGAGGCGUGCUGGUCAACGAGAUGUGGGUGCUCACCGCCGCCCACUGCAAGAUGAAUGAGUACUUCUUGCAGGCUGGCAGUGAUCUGCUGAACAAUGGCAACGUCCAGAGCCUCAGCGUCACAGAGUCAUUCAUCCACCCCAACUAUUCCACACAGACCCAUGUUAAUGACAUCAUGCUUGUGAAGCUAAGCAGCCCAGCCAGACUGUCAUCAAGUGUGAGGGAAGUCAACCUGCCCUCCAGCUGCGCCCCUGGGACCACAAGUACCAUUUCUGGCUGGGGCACCACCAACAGCCAUAAAGUGACCCUUCCAUCGGAGCUCAUGUGCACGGAUGUCACCCUCAUCUCCUUCGAGGAGUGCAAGAAGUUUUACAACGGUGUGAAACCUUCCAUGAUCUGUGCCAGCAGCCUCUCCAACAGCAAGACCAACGCCUGCAAUGGUGACUCAGGGGGACCACUGAUGUGCAAUGACACCCUGCAAGGCCUGGUGUCCUGGGAAACGUUCCCUUGUGGCCAACACAGUGAACCAGUUGUCUAUACCCGGGUCUGCAAUUACGUUGAUUGGAUAAAGGAGACCAUGAGAAAACAUUGCUAA
This is a messenger RNA of Hipposideros armiger (great roundleaf bat), 782 nucleotides long. It is a transcript of the gene KLK7, whose product is annotated as kallikrein related peptidase 7. NCBI's taxonomy places the organism in Eukaryota, Metazoa, Chordata, Mammalia, Chiroptera, Hipposideridae. Gene Ontology annotation, biological process: positive regulation of antibacterial peptide production; proteolysis. Gene Ontology annotation, cellular component: secretory granule. The record is from RefSeq and is a predicted model, not a curated record. Gene Ontology annotation, molecular function: serine-type endopeptidase activity.